Panicum virgatum (switchgrass) is the source of this 598-nucleotide messenger RNA. RefSeq lists its product as uncharacterized. The transcript has 3 exons. The coding region runs from base 132 to 389 and encodes 85 amino acids. The record is from RefSeq and is a predicted model, not a curated record. Gene Ontology annotation, biological process: negative regulation of ATP-dependent activity. Gene Ontology annotation, molecular function: ATPase inhibitor activity. Gene Ontology annotation, cellular component: mitochondrion. Lineage: Eukaryota; Viridiplantae; Streptophyta; Magnoliopsida; Poales; Poaceae.
ACUCGAGCGAGGAGAACACUAGAGCCGCCGCCGCGACCAUUCGAGUCGAGGCGAGUCCACGCACCCUUCCAAGAGCCCAACGCCCCCCAUCCCCACUGCAGGCAGAUUACAUCGCGGCGAGAGAGCACGAGAUGGCGAUGCGGUCCGCGCUGAGCUCCCUCCCCGCGCGCCUCCGCGUCCCCUCGGCGGCGCCCGGCGCCCGGCGCCUCCUCAGCGACGGCAAGGGCCGCGUGCUCAGCGAGGAGGAGCGCGCCAAGGAGAGCGUCUACAUCCAGAAGAUGGAGAGGGAGCGGCAGGAGAAGCUCAAGAAGAAGCUCGAGCAGGAGAAGGCCGACGCCGACAAGACCAAGCCCGCCGACUCCGACAAGAAGCCAGAGGGAUCUAACUAGAAUUGGCAUGGUGCUGUUUGAAGGCGUGCCUCGGAUGGAUAGCUGUGUUUCUACGUGUCCAUCGAUGAAAGAAAAUAAAAUCCUGUAAAACGUUAACUGCAUCAGUGUUUCCAGAUCAUAUAAUAUCGAUGUUGAACCUUAUGUCACUGUGCUUCAUAUAUGUUUGCUUUCUUCCGGUAAAUUGGUCUUGUGGUGCUUUCUUGCCGUUC